CUUCCUUUACCAACUAAGCAAAGCAAAACCAUCCAUCCAUCACACUCACCUUAAUCCUUAAUAUAACUUUGUUCAAUGGCAGCAGCGGUUUCAGUUUCAGUUUGUUUGAUGUUAUUAAGCAUUGUGAUAGUUACAAAGAAUGCAGUGGCUCAAGGUCAAGGAGGAGCCAGUUGGUGUGUGGCGAGGAGUGAUGCAAGCAAUGAGGCACUGCAAACGGCGUUGGACUAUGCAUGUGGCUCUGGCGCUGAUUGUCUUCCUCUUCAGCCAGAAGGACUCUGCUUUCUCCCAAACACAAUUCAAGCUCAUGCUUCCUACGCCUUCAACAGCUUCUUUCAACUCAAGGCCAGAGCCCCUGGGUCCUGUGAUUUCGCUGGCACUGCCACCAUUGCCCAAAGCGAUCCCAGCUACGGAUCUUGUGUGUACCCGUCCAGUGCAAGUUCUGCUGGAGGAUCAAAUACACCAAACACAACACCGCCAAUGAACAACCCAAACGUGCCAUCAUCUACCACAACACCAAUAUAUGGUGGAGGCAAUACUGGUGGACUAACCCCCGGAAUGAACACGCCAUUCCCUGACAGUUCUAGAGCACCUUCUGAGGCAAUACCCACAUGGUUUUCAGUUUUCUUUUCCUCCCUUCUCAUUCUGUGCAUCAUCUCUUAGCACUUAGCCUGUGUAUUAUGAUCUUGGGGAGGCUUACAGUUUUGUCAGAAGUUAAAGGGAGGAAGGGAGCCUCUUGUUGUUUAUAACCUUGCUUCAUGCAACCACCUCUUAUACCCCCACUAUUUUAAUGUAUAAGGUUAUGAACAAGUUAAGCAUGGCGACAUGGUUUACU
Messenger RNA from Abrus precatorius (Indian licorice), 832 nucleotides. Its product is annotated as PLASMODESMATA CALLOSE-BINDING PROTEIN 1-like. NCBI's taxonomy places the organism in Eukaryota, Viridiplantae, Streptophyta, Magnoliopsida, Fabales, Fabaceae. The record is from RefSeq and is a predicted model, not a curated record. The transcript has 3 exons. Bases 76 to 660 code for a protein of 194 amino acids.